CAGAAUGGGGACAUAAUGUUAGGAGGAAUCUUCUCUUUCCACAGCAGCUGGAAAAACAACAAAGACAACUAUGACAAAAAACCUCUGCAACUGCAGUGCACCAGAGACUUCCAGUUUGCUCAAGCCAUGCUUUUUGCCAUUGAGGAAAUUAAUAACAGCACAGAUCUACUGCCAGGAAUCACUCUGGGCUAUAAAAUGUAUGAUACUUGUGGCUCCAUUGCCAGAAGUGUAAGCGUUGCCCUGGCCUUACUUAAUGGUAAUGAAAAUGAGGCUUCACAUUUGAAGGCAUGUACAAGACCUGCACAAGUACAGGUUAUAAUGGGAGAAACCUCUUCCUCUCCUACAGCAGCCAUUGCGACUGCCAUUGGACCCUUACAUAUCCCAAUUAUCAGCCACUUUGCCACAUGUGCUUGUCUCAGUGAUAAAACUAAGUACCCCUCAUUUCUCAGAACCAUACCCAGUGACUAUUAUCAGAGCAGAGCCCUGGCCCAACUGGUCAAAUAUUUUGGUUGGACUUGGAUUGGUGCUGUUAGAACCAAUGAUGACUAUGGAAAUAAUGGCAUGUCAACAUUCAUAGCAAUCGCACAGCAGCUGGGUAUAUGUGUGGAGUAUUCCAUAUCAUUCUUUAGAACAGAUCCAUCGGAAAAGAUACGAAAUAUCAUUGAGAUUAUUAAGACAUCUACCUCAAAGGUUAUUGUUACUUUUCUUUCCAAUAUGGAUUGGGAUGUGUUGUUACAUGAAUUUUCUAUAAACAACCUAACUGGCUACCAGUGGGUAGGAACUGAAGGCUGGAUUUCUGAUUCUCAAAUCGCAGCAAUGGACAAGAAUCAUAUCCUGGAUGGAGCUAUAGGUCUUUCCAUCCCCAAAGCACAUGUCGGUGGGCUCAGAGAGUUCAUGUUGAACGUUAAACCACUGAAUUCAUCAAAUAGUGUUUUAUUUAGAGAGUUCUGGGAGGCCUUGUUUAGCUGUAAGUUCAAUCUUUCAAACUCAGGAGAGAUUCAUAAAGAAUGUACCGGAGACGAAGAUCUAACGGGAGUGGAAAACAGCUUCACUGACAUGUCACUCAUGCCCAUAUUUAACAAUGUCUAUAAAGGAGUUUAUGCAGUAGCCCAUGCUCUACAUAAAAUUCUCAACUGUAAUAAAACAUGUGGCAUGUAUGUCCAGCUAGAUCCAUUAAAGAUUUUACAGCACCUACAAAGGAUUCACUUCAAAACAAAGGAAGGAGACCAUGUUUACUUUAAUGCAAAUGGAGAUCCACCUGCUAAAUAUGAAAUUAUCAACUGGCAGCCAAGAGAAAAAGGCAUAGUUGAAUUUGUCAGUGUUGGAAUAUAUGAUGCAUCAUUACCUGAAGAAAAACAACUGGAUGUGCGAAAUAUGUCUGUAAUUUGGGCGAAAAACUCACUGCAGGUCCCUGUGUCACUUUGCAAUGAGAAGUGUCCUCAUGGAACACGUAAAGUUCUCCAGAAAGGAAAACCCAUUUGCUGUUAUCACUGUGUACGAUGCCCAGAAGGAGAAAUGAGCAACAAUACAGAUUCUAUCACCUGUUUCAAAUGCUUCCCAGAGUUCUGGUCAAAUGAGGGAAGAGACACUUGUAUAAAGAAAGAAGAACUGUUCCUUUCCUAUGAGGAAAUUAUGGGAACACUAUUAACAACAACUUCUUUAUUUGGAACAUGCAUAACUGCUGUUAUAGCUACCAUUUUCUUUAGACAUCGGAAAAGUCCUCUUGUCAGGGCAAAUAACUCUGAGCUGAGCUUCCUGUUGCUCCUCUCCUUGGCUCUGUGUUUCCUCUGCUCUCUGACUUUCAUCGGCCAGCCCUCUCAGUGGUCCUGCAUGCUGCGUCACACAGCAUUUGGAAUCGCCUUUGUGCUCUGCAUCUCUUGUGUUCUGGGCAAAACCAUAGUGGUUUUAAUGGCAUUUAAAGCUACCAUGCCAGGGAGAAAUGUCAAAAAAUGGUUUGGACCUACACAACAGAGAGUCAGUGUUUUGGGUUUUACUUUUAUACAAAUUGUUAUAUGUAUCCUCUGGUUAACAAUAUCUCCUCCUUUUCCAAUCAAGAACUUUAAGGAAUUCAAAGAUAAAAUUGUUUUGGAAUGUGAUUUAGGCUCCACUAUUGGUUUCUGGUCAGUACUUGGAUAUAUAGGACUUCUUGCCAUGUUGUGUUUUAUUUUUGCUUUUCUGGCUCGAAAAUUACCUGAUAAUUUUAAUGAAGCUAAAUUGAUCACCUUUAGCAUGCUGAUAUUCUGUUCAGUGUGGAUAACUUUUAUUCCAGCGUAUGUCAGUUCCCCUGGAAAGUUCAGUGUUGCUGUAGAAAUAUUUGCUAUUCUAGCUUCCAGUUUUGGAUUGCUUAUUUGUAUUUUCAUUCCAAAAUGCUAUAUCAUCUUACUGAAACCAGAGAAAAACACAAAGAAAAAUAUAAUGGGGAAGGGGUUACAAAAAUCAUUUUGA
Molecule: messenger RNA, 2445 nt
Organism: Fundulus heteroclitus (mummichog)
Lineage: Eukaryota; Metazoa; Chordata; Actinopteri; Cyprinodontiformes; Fundulidae
Product: extracellular calcium-sensing receptor-like
Exons: 6
Coding region: 16-2445 (809 amino acids)
Biological process (GO): G protein-coupled receptor signaling pathway
Cellular component (GO): membrane
Molecular function (GO): G protein-coupled receptor activity
Source: RefSeq, a predicted model, not a curated record